AUGACAGAAGAUACAGCAAAGGUUAAUACGUUAGUUUUAGAUGCUGGUCCUUUAAUCACGCAACCAGCUAUUGGACUUCAGCAACUUGCCCAUAGCUUUUACACCACUCCUGGUGUCUAUAAUGAACUAAGAGAUGAACGAGUUCGUUCCCAAUUACCAAUUUGGUCUGACAGGCUACAAGUGAGACAGCCUAGAGCAUCAUCAAUAAAGGCUAUUUCAGACUUUGCUAAAUUGACGGGUGAUUAUGCUGUACUUUCUAUGAAUGAUGUUCAUCUUAUGGCCCUUACCUACGAAUUGGAGUGCGAGCUCAAUAAUGGAGAUGGUCGACUGAGAAAAUAUCCUGGAGGUAAGAGAAACAACGAGGUUGAAGAAAAAGAAGAUAAUAAAGACGGUAAUAAAACCAUUGAAAGUAAUGGCGUGGAAGAAAAACCAACAGAAGAUGAUGGAUGGACCACAGUUCGUAAGGCUGUUCCCAAGAAGGUGAGCAAAAAGAAGGGAGAGAAUCAUAACAAGAAAAGUACUUCUAAAAAAGUGGACAGCACGGUGGGGAGUGAGAAAGAUUCAGCCGGAGAAGCCACUGUCGAAAGUAUCUCAAACAGUAAGCCAAGCAAUGACGAUGAUGAUGAUGAUGGUGAUUGGAUCACUCCAGAUAACUUGAUCGAAACAAUGAUGAAAAAUAAAAAUGAAAGUAUAGAAACUGAUAAAGUAUCAGUUGAAAAGAUGAAGGUUGCAAUAGCAACAGGUGACUUUGCUAUUCAAAAUGUAUCCCUUCAAAUUGGUCUUAACCUCAUAAAUGCCAUGUCGGGAAUGAGAAUUAAGAGAGUGAGAAAUUAUAUGUACAGAUGCCACGCUUGCUUUACACUUACGCCUAUGCCUAAGGACGGUACGCCAAAGCAUUUCUGUCCGAAUUGUGGAGGUGCCACUUUGAUGAGAUGUACCGUGUCCGUUGAUUCAAAAACUGGUGAAGUGAAGCCGUUUUUAAAGAAGAACUUUGAAUGGCAUACUAAGGGUAAUGUCUACUCUAUUCCAUCUCCUCUAUCCAAAAACUCAGCGAAGCGGUACGGAAGGAAAGGUUAUCAACACAGAGGUAAUCCAAACAUUGAGGACUUAUUUCUUAGAGAAGAUCAAAAGGAAUAUCAACAGGCCUUGAAGAACGCAGAAUGGCAGAGGAGACAGAACGAGAAAGCUAUGGAUGAUUUUGUUGGAGGAGGUUCCGCAGAUAAUAUUGUAUCGCCAUUUUUAGCAGGUAACGGACUGAGACCCGUCAAGGUGUUUGUUGGUAAGGGAAAGAACGCCAAUGCACCUAGAAAGCAGAGAAAAUGA
Messenger RNA from Brettanomyces nanus, 1323 nucleotides. RefSeq lists its product as uncharacterized. Gene Ontology annotation, cellular component: preribosome, small subunit precursor. Gene Ontology annotation, molecular function: RNA endonuclease activity. Gene Ontology annotation, biological process: ribosomal small subunit biogenesis; maturation of SSU-rRNA. Bases 1 to 1323 code for a protein of 440 amino acids. NCBI's taxonomy places the organism in Eukaryota, Fungi, Ascomycota, Pichiomycetes, Pichiales, Pichiaceae. The transcript has a single exon. The record is from RefSeq and is a predicted model, not a curated record.